CAAACGUCCCCCCCCCACACUGCAGCGAGGUUAACAUCAACUAUGUUCGUGUUGGCGUUGCCAUGGCUACCGUUGGCUUCCCCGCUGCGGUUUGCGACCUUUUACCUUCCAAACAUAAUUCCGUGGGGGUUCAGAGCACAGUAGUUGGAUGAAAAUCCUUCACAGCCGUACGGAAAUGUGCGCUGUCAACAAAACAGAGACUAUAGCCUACUGGUUACCGGUCUUUGUUCUGUGUCCAGUCUCUGAAACGGCGCCAAAGUAGUUUGAUAAGUCGAACUUUAGAACCAAUAACUUCCUUUGUUGAGUUUGUUCCCGUCAAGUCCUUGCCAAAGCCGAGGGUUUUACGACUACCAAGCUUCGUGGGGACGAGCGGGUCACAGUGCUGCUCCUGGAUUGCUGAGAUAAGAAGAUAAACAUUCAGCUAACCCGACCCUAAAACCUACUCCGUAGCCGAGGGGUGUUACACCUGAGUGCGGGCAUGGUGCGGCUACAGCCCGUUAACCUUGCACACAAAACAACACAGAAAAAAAUUCCCCUGGAAGGGUUUUGUUCCCCCGUAAUAAAUCAAGGAAGCCGUCGAGUAUGCGGAAACCCAGACACAACUCAUCAUACCGUAUCCAGUAUGAAAGAAAUGGCUGCCUGGGGCGCCGGGGCGGGUGCGAUCGUGUUUAGGGUCAUCAUUCAAUGUUGAUCCAUCGCGCCGUGGAAACUGAUGUUUGAACUCGAUCCAUAUCGAUGGUGUGCGAUUUACGAACUUGUUUCGAAGACAAAUUCGUCGUUGGCGGAAUACAACUCUGUGCUCGUCUGCAGCGACGUAAACUACUGGAGUAACCGGCCUAGAUGACCAAACCAACGAAGUACUGAUCAAUAGACACGCACCAAACAGCGAACUAAGAAGGUGUGGCAUCACCCGCUAUGAUAUAUGCGGAUAAUGUUUACUCCAUUUGUAGGACCAUCAGGACCUUGAGUUUCCACGUUGUUCAAGGAACUUCUUCAUUCUUAAUCUGGACUUCAUUUGCGGCGUACCAGAUUUCUACCGACCACUGCGUAUAAAGUUUCGGCUUUACUAUAAAGAUCAAGAUAUCAAAUGCUCAGAUUGUCAGGAUAAACCAGUUUAUUUGGCUUCGUUACUUUUUGUCGAAUCCAAAUCACAGUCACCAUGAAUAGUUCCGAUCCUUACGUGCGGGACCGUGGAAUUAUAACCACUCGUGACCGCGAGGUGUCACUGCAGCUCCACCGGAAGAAUUCCAUGCAACGGGAGCAGCUGGGCAAACAGCUGAAGCGUCUUGACAAGGAGCAGCAAGAAUGCAUCCGGAGGACACACAUGGAGAAGUGCGCCAUCUCCCGGGACCAGAAGUGCCUGGUCAGCGACCUCAACAAGUUCACUUUCUCUCAGGACGACCCGCCCCUUGCAGACGAUGCGUUCGUGGACCAGCAGGCCAGAACUGACGAGCCAACGAGGUCUCCGCCGGCCGUCAGACGAAAAGAGGCGGCCACAGCGACGCAUAAAGCCAGCACGAGGCGCGUCUCGCUGCCAGACGAGCUGCACGACCCGGGCGCUUCCGAGGCGAGUACGAAGGACAAGGAGAGAUUCAUCGACCAGAAAAAGAAUCGAGAAAUCACCAAGCUGAAAAAGGCCUCGCUGAGGAUGGAAUCAGGGAACAAAAAAGACUCAGACGAGAGAAAAGGUAAACCGAAUAUACCCAUCAAUGCCUGGUACCAUGACAACCAUGCCAAAGCGCGGGAAAGAUCGUCCUCGGUGUUCGAUCGUCUGUCAGAAGGCAGUAACCUCAAUUCAAUGUCCUCGGAACAGUUCCUGCAACGAGUGAGAAAGCAAAGGAGUCACACCCUACCCCCAAUAUCAACACGAACAAGAACUGCUGAGCGUAGAUAGGGGUACCUCUUGCCGCUGAUCUCUAUGCCAAAAAAAAGGGGGAUAGCUCAUUAGCCAUUCUGAGCAGUACUAACAGUGAAACUCUGCACUGGUUCCCAAUCCCUCCAUUUGGAAGGUGGGGGGACACCAGUCUUAUCAUCUCAGAUCAUUGAAAACAAAUCUUUACAAACCUACCGAUGG
Acanthaster planci (crown-of-thorns starfish) is the source of this 2074-nucleotide messenger RNA. RefSeq lists its product as uncharacterized. Lineage: Eukaryota; Metazoa; Echinodermata; Asteroidea; Valvatida; Acanthasteridae. The record is from RefSeq and is a predicted model, not a curated record.